Trichophyton rubrum CBS 118892 is the source of this 2025-nucleotide messenger RNA. RefSeq lists its product as uncharacterized. NCBI's taxonomy places the organism in Eukaryota, Fungi, Ascomycota, Eurotiomycetes, Onygenales, Arthrodermataceae. The coding region runs from base 1 to 2025 and encodes 674 amino acids. The transcript is spliced from 2 exons. The record is from RefSeq and is a predicted model, not a curated record.
AUGCCCGUCUCCCACCUUACUCUCACUGUCUCGAAUCUGCCUACCUCCACCUCCUUCUUCCUAUCAUGUCUCCAGCCAUUGGGAUACUGCUUCAUGGGCCGCCAUGAGAACAGCGUCGGAUUCGGUACCGAGCCUGGCAAGCCUGCUGAUUUCUGGAUUGCAGAGGAGAGACCUGGAGUCCCUGUUGGAGCUGCACAUAUUGCCUUUCCGGCUCCAUCCCGAGAUGCAGUCAGUGCAUUCUUCAUUGCCGCUCUCAAGGCCGGCGGCAAGAUCCACGGCGAGCCGUGCGUGCGAGACGCCGAACGGAACUACUUCAGCGCAGCCGUGAUCGACUUUGACGGCAACAGCAUCGAGGCUGUCCACCGCAACGACGCCCCCAGCGUUGCCCCCAGCCGCAAGGGCAGCGUCGUCAACGACAAGGCCCUCACCGUCGUCGACAAUGGCUCCGUGGUCUCGAAACAUUCUACCAAGUCAAGGGCCAUGACCGUUGCCCCCGCAAAGUCCGAGGUCAGCUUUGCCAAAUCCAGAGCCAUGACAGUUGCUGCUCCUGCAAAGUCAGAAGUCAGCUCUGCCUCGACUGCAAAGAAGAUGUCUUCAAAGUCCGUCAUGGCUCCCGCGCCCCAGCAACCACAGCCCCCACGCCAACAGCUAUCCAGACAGGAGACCACCAGCACGACCACGACCAAUGUCCACUACAUCGUCACCAAGGAAAAGAGCGGUGACAACUUGUCCGGCGCAAAGGCGGUGGUGGGGACUCUCCUCGGCGCCGCUGCUGGAGCUGCUCUUGCAUACGCCAUGGUCAAGGGAGACUCGCAGAGCCAGCAUGAAACCAUCACACCAGUCACCACCACCCGCUACAUCGAAGCUGCGCCCCAAUCCAGCCCCUCGGUCUCUGGCGGGAGCAAUACUGGCUACCGAGGCAUCGAAGCCAGCCAGCAACAGGGCCAGCUCGAAGACGGGUAUGCUCGCAGCGCCGCCUCCAAGAACCCCUGGGCCAGCACCGUGUUCGAGGGCCUAGAACAAACCAGCCGCAUCCUCGAGCAAGCCAAGAGCUUCACCGGCGGUGCUGCUGCUGCCGGUUUCUUGCCAGGAACCCCUGGAUCGACCUCUGGCUCUGAACGCCGCCCAUCAGACGGGAGCAUGUACAGCGGCGCCUCAGGGGAUCUCGAGAUCCGAGCCAUCGAGGGCGUGCCCGGCGGCGUUGCUGACGACAGCAGAUCCUCCUACUCUCGCACAUACCCUCACUACCAGCCCAGCCCGAGCUUCGUCAGCAGCUUCCACGACCAUCCUGACCGAGACCGCGGCGAUGCCGGCAGCGCCUGUAGCUCCGGCAGCUGUGGCUCGCAGCGCCGCCAUAGUCAGCAGCAGCACUAUGCGAAGAGCGUAGCCUCCAGCCAGGCAUCGGGUUCGACCAUCAAGGCCAAAUCCACCAAGGCCAAGUCAAGCUACUCCAGCCACUCGAAGCAUAGCAGUAAGAACGAUCGAGACCGCUGCAUGCGCACCAUUGAGGAAGACUACGGCUACGACUUCGAGCCCAGCGUGCAUUCGUCCGUCCACUCGGCUCGCAACAUCCCCUUGCCCGCCGGCUCGACCACGACCGUCUCCAAGCUGUCCAUCCGCUCCAAACACUCGCAUACCAGCAGCAGUCAUAGCAAACAUUCCCAUCAUGAGUACGAUCGUGAGCACGACCGUGACCGUGACCGCCGCUCAUCAGCUUCGUCUAGUCACCGCUCUUCCUCGCAUGCUCAUCAGAUCCCGCUCCCGCCUAGUGUAGCGGGUGGUAGUGCGUUGUACCUGGAGGACAUCGACGCAGGCUCACACGUCACUCCGCGGCCCAUCUUCGAGACCGCCUCGACUUCAUCCAAGAAGUCCAAGCAUAAGCGGUCCAAGUCGAGCAGUCGGUCAAGCCAGUCGGGCCAUUCGAGCAGUGGACGCAGCAAGUUUGACGAUCCGGUGCUGCCGAGUGAUAGCGUGAGCCAGGUCGGCAGCUGUGUAUCGAAGAAGAGCAGUAGGAGCAGAAGGUAG